UAGUCUAAAAAAUUCGUGAUAAUAAUGACGAUUAUACAAACAAAGCACUAAAGAUAACGCUCAGUAAUUCAUCCGCCGAUAAUCAAAAUAUAAAUAUGAGUUCAUAAAAUAAAUAGAGAUGAGUCACUGAUACGGUUCAUUGGCGCGUAUACAUAUAUUAUAGUAGUGUAUUAUAGAAAAUUCUAAAAAAUAAAAAUAUAAAAUGUUAUAUAAGCAUUUACGCAAGUAUUUCGAAAAUUGACCAGUGACGUAAAAGCAAAAAAUUCUAAUCGUCAUUUACAACUCUACAACAUGUGUCAAGGCUAGCAUUAUCGAAGGCAUACAGUAUAAAUAAUUACCCAGAGUAAGGCUACCUUAUCAAACGUAGAACGAUAUGAGAUGGUAUGAAUAUAUUUGUAACAUUUUGUGACUCAUGAUGCAUAUUUGUAUAUCUAAGAAAAAAAAGUGUCAAUAUUUUAUGAAUAUCUAUUAUCUUCCAUGCAGCGAUUUCAGUUAUAUUCUAUAUUAGUUAUAUUAAUACAUAUUUUAAUAGAAUGUUGAAUUUUUCAACCUGUUAAGAUAAUUAGAUAAAGUUAUUUUAGCUUCUCGAACAGUCUUUUAUAAGAAAGCUCUAUCUUACAUUUUUGGUUUAUAUCUUCAUACAUAACUUCUAAUUAUUAAUAAAAGGCUAUCCUGUAUAAGCGACUUAAAAAAAUUAUUAUAGAGAUUAAUCACAUUCAAGUGCGUUUUUAUACGUUUAUGAUUAAAACUAGACCGGUCGCGCUCUUAUCAGCUAAUAUCGUUUAUCUCAAACGGCAUACUCUCGGUUGAGCUAUCAUUAAACCGUAGUAACGCGGCAGGUCUUAUUGCUCACAAAUUUAAUCUUACAUUUGCGGGUGCGCUGCGGUCGAAUGCCGGAUGUGCGACUCGCUGAGUUAGUUCGAAUCACGGGGGCCGAUCAUUUUCAAGCAGUCGUCUAUGCAUCAUUAUCGAAAGUGCGCGAAUUCAUAGAGCGCUCGAAUUGUCAAUCGAGCUUGUCGGUGCAAUCAAGCUCGAAGAGCCAAGACAACGUCACGAGAAUCGGCAGAAAUCACUCGGGCGCGCGAUAAGAAGAUAAUAGCGACGUUAUCACUCUCGUGGAUCGUCAUAAUUCGUCAAAUCCCAGACUCGCUAAUCACGUUGCCAUAGUCGUUGCAGCACGUCACGAGAUAUAUAACUAACUAAUCGAAACGCGGAAAUUCAAUAACUAUUAUUUUCACAAGUUAUCGGUCGUCAUGUCUCCUCGCGAUCUCGCCUUAUGCGUUCUGCUAAUGUCGAUCGUUCGUUUCUCGACAACGUCGGUCAUCCGGCCGCAGAGAUUGUUGAUCGUGGGGCUCUGGCCGGAAUCAGCGAGGAGUCUGGAAGGUAUACCGGACAGAUGGAGAAUGGGGCAUCCGCAGUUUAAAGCGCCGCAAAUCGAGAUACAACUGUUAAAGGGUCACGUCUCGCCGGACGAGAAUUGGAUGUUCACCAAUGAGUACAAAUACUCAAACAAAGAUUACUAUGAUGCGGCAAAGGUGACAUCGACGAAAGACGAGGAGAAAAUCCCGCGAAUUGAGAAUGACGAUAUGGAAGCGAGAGAAAAUGAGGAAGAGAAUGGGCGAGAUCAGGAUAAUAUCGUGAUGCCUGAUGGGUUCAUCCCGCCGAUUGGAUCCAGAAAUAUUAUUACAUUACCUUCAUCCUGUCCGCCAGGGCAAAGAGAAGAUAGUAGAGGACGUUGUAGAACUGUCAUGACGUAAAAGAGAUAGACAAAGAGAAAGAAGACAAAAAGGAAAACAGUUAAAUAAUUGAAGCUCUCCAAUUGCCGGUAUUUACCUUAUAUAUAAAAUCGUACUGAAAAUGUACACAACUAUUUCGCCUUUAUUAAUAAAGUGCUAUAUUAAAUUAAUA
Messenger RNA from Temnothorax curvispinosus, 1908 nucleotides. RefSeq lists its product as uncharacterized. The record is from RefSeq and is a predicted model, not a curated record. Bases 1254 to 1757 code for a protein of 167 amino acids. The transcript has 3 exons. Lineage: Eukaryota; Metazoa; Arthropoda; Insecta; Hymenoptera; Formicidae.